Pocillopora verrucosa is the source of this 524-nucleotide messenger RNA. NCBI's taxonomy places the organism in Eukaryota, Metazoa, Cnidaria, Anthozoa, Scleractinia, Pocilloporidae. The record is from RefSeq and is a predicted model, not a curated record.
CACGUGCGUUUUUCAACAUGGCGGCUGAUUUGACAUACGAAGGUUGUAAUUUUUUCCGACAAAGACUUGUUUUGGCGACGCUUAGCGGUAAAUCGGUGAAAAUAAAAAACAUAAGAGCUGUUGAAGACGAUCCUGGGCUGAAAGAUUUUGAAGCAAGUUUUAUACGGCUCCUGGACAAGGUAACAAACGGAUCACGAAUAGAAAUUAAUGAAACAGGUACAAUGCUGUUUUAUAAACCUGGCCUGUUAACUGGAGGAACCAUUGACCACGACUGUAAUCCUCAAAGAUCCAUUGGUUAUUACCUAGAAGCAGUGGUGCUGCUGGCACCAUUUUGCAAGAAACCUAUCAGACUUACUCUGAAAGGAAUAACAAAUGACAGACAUGAUCCAACAGUUGACAUCAUUAAAACAGUUACUCUCCCUCUGGUAAAGAAGUUUGUGGUGGAUGAUGAAGGCUUAGAUUUAAAGGUAUCAUUAGCUAUUAUUAAUGAAUGUAAUUAUUAUUAUUAUUAUUAUCAUUAUUAA